This is a messenger RNA of Biomphalaria glabrata, 4397 nucleotides long. RefSeq names its product B-cell lymphoma/leukemia 11A-like. Gene Ontology annotation, molecular function: DNA-binding transcription factor activity; RNA polymerase II cis-regulatory region sequence-specific DNA binding. The record is from RefSeq and is a predicted model, not a curated record. The coding region runs from base 1422 to 4163 and encodes 913 amino acids. Gene Ontology annotation, biological process: regulation of transcription by RNA polymerase II. The transcript has 4 exons. Gene Ontology annotation, cellular component: nucleus. NCBI's taxonomy places the organism in Eukaryota, Metazoa, Mollusca, Gastropoda, Planorbidae.
CCCCCUCCACUAGACGCACCAUCAAUUGACAUGGCAAUCAAAAACGUCAAUCACAAUAAAGAAUUAGAUGGUCAGAAGCGCUACUUGGCCAGGUUGUCACUCGGGCUUAAAAAUUUAUAUCAUUGUUUUGUCAUUCUACGAAUGACACCAAAGGACACUCUGGAUUUACUUGCAUAUAUAUUAUUGUUUUUUUUUUAGAUCUGUUUUACUGACCAAACGGUGACCUACUACUAGGUCUACUUGAGAUUGUUUGUUAUUACAAAGUGAUGUUUUGUGAUUUAGUAGUGUUUAAUUAUUCGUGGCUAAGCUUGUCAAGUUAUUAAAUAAGAUCUAGAUCUAAAAUAUUAUCAAGCUAAAUCUAUAAUUCCAUAAAGUAGUCCGUUUAAAUACUAUUGUUUGUUUCGGACCGUGUUAAAAAGUUUUAAAAAACUUUUUUAAAAGUUUUAGACUUAUAAACUUUAUAAAACAAAGAGCUCUACCCAUUAUCUAAAAGUUGGGAUUAGUAACUGUUUUUUUUUUAAAUUCACACUUCGGUGUGUUUAUUCUGGAACUGUUGCCCCUGAGAGCCUCUGGUCGCAGCUCAUCACCUGAAAAACACGUGCAGUUAUCUAUUACAGCAUAGCUCUCACGCAAUAAGAAAAGAAGAAAAACGACCAUAAAAGUAACGGGCCUAUACACCCCUCCGUAAAAGUAGGUUGCUCCGGCCGGCGAGGUCAUUAGAUUGCAGCACAAAGUGCGGGCCACUGACUUGAUUGACCGCCAGCCUAGGAGAGGCGUGGCGACUAACAACACACCGGCAGGCAAUCUUACAACACGUUAGGCCAUAACGUUGUUUUUUUAACAGCUUUUCGCGUAACUGGAAAAAAAAAACACCUGAUCUGUGUGAGGCAGUUAGCCACGCUUGGCAACCCGCCGGCCACACAGACCAACGCUCCCCGACCCGGACCGAGAGCACACAAGACCGCACGCUACCAGUGGUCGAAAUCGAGCCGCUAAGAACAGUAUCUCUUAGUGUAGCGAGGAGAACGGUAUCGUGUGUUGUGUUUUGAUUGUGUUUACAGAGGGCACUGCGUUUUAUUGUGACGGGAAAGAGGUCAGUUGAUUUAACACCCCCAUUUAUCCUAUUGAUCCAAUCAGCCCAAUCGUUUCCCCACGGCCUAUUAUCUGGCUAACGCGUGUACUGGUCACCUUAACCGCUUGGGCAGCGUGAGAUGACCCGAAAUGACCCGCGGCUAAAGAGGGUCUUGUGAGGACGAUACUACAAGUGGAAUUAUUAUAUUUCGAAGGAAUUUAACGUUUACUUUCGUAAAACAUUCAAUACUGUGGACUACCGAAUGGACUGCCGCCAUAUUUGUUGUUAUUUUUAUUCUUUGUCCCUAUGAAGGCCAAACGGCGACCAAUGUUUUGAUGAAGUAUGAGAAAUGUCACGCCGUAAACAAGGCAGACCUCAACAGCGAAAAACGCUGGAUUCAUUGGCCUAUGACGGAGACCUCUGGUGCAUGGGCGCACCGAAAAGUUUGUUUCUGUUGCGGACAAUGUACACCUAUCUGGAACAAGUGGAGAAGGAGAGGGACCUGCUUGUAUGUGGAGAUUGUCAGACCAGCUUCGCCCUACAGGACAUUGUCCUCUUCAUCAAGCACAAGAAGCUGUGCUGUGACAAGGAAAAUGUGGACACGGUGGACGGCCGCUGCCGGAAGCCUGGCGGUGGAGGCAGCAACAACAACAACGAACCCGGCGAGCAGAGGGGCGAAGGGGGCGCCGACCAGGAGAACGAGGACGCCUCCAAGUCGUCCUCCCGGCGAGAGGAGGGCGACCUGGACGACGAGGACUUGGAGUCUGACCAGGAGGACAGUGAGGAGGAAGAGGACAGUGUUGCUAUGGAUACCUCAGGAUAUAGUUUGGUCAACGGCGAGGCACAGGACACCAAGCUGAAGAGGAGACAUCGAGAGGACAGGUCCUCGAGGACACCGCUUCGCCCAAAGCAGGUUGCUGAUGCCGAGUCCAACACCACACAUUCAGAGCCGUCCAGAUUUAUCUGUGAGACAUGCCGCAGUACGUACACCUCAGCAUGGGCGCUGCUCCAGCACGCUCAGAAGGAGCAUGGCAUGAAGAUCUACACCAGCCCCACUUCAUCCUCUACGCCCGUACCCAUCGCCCCACUAGACCUCGUGGUGCCGUCUUCCUCUCCCAGGUCUGGGCUGGACCACAGGUCCGUGUCCUCGACAGGGAGCGGCGGCUCAGCCUCCCCGUUCCCAGUGCACCCCACAAACCCCUUCUCCGCCACUUUCAGGUUGCCGCUGGACUCUCGCAUUGCGCACCCCACGUCCAUCAGCCCAUUUUCCCGCCCAAACUUCGACUUUGAUCUCAUCAACGACUAUCGAAUACGGCCGCAGCUUUUCGGCCAUGGUGCGGCCGGCUCAUUUGACCGAGCCCGUGCCCACCUGUCGCCGGCCUUUGACGCCAACAACUACGACUACUAUUCCAUGAGACUGAAACAGCUGGCCAGCUCGCCCAUGUCUGCUCAGUCCAAGUCUCCUUUCUCAGCAAACCAAUCAACGAACGCCUCUGGGGCGCCCACAUCCAAGCCUGGCAGCCCUUCUGGGGAAGCUUCAGCCGGAGCUUCGCCCAAGGGUAGAAAUACGUCACCGGUCAUGGCCUUGCCCCCGAAGUUGAAAGCUUGCGAAUUCUGCGGCAAGUCUUUCCGGUUCCAGAGCAAUCUGGUCGUGCAUCGGAGGUCGCACACGGGAGAGAAGCCUUACAAGUGUUCACUGUGUCCCCACGCAUGCACCCAGCAGAGCAAACUGAAGCGGCAUAUGAAGACUCACUCCAACAAGGCUGGCGGCGAGACAUUGACAGGCGAUGCCCUGAAGGUCAAGGAAGAGGACGACGCCGACGAUGCGGAAGACGAGGACGACGACGACGACGAGGACGAGGAUAACAACGGGGAGGACGAUGAGGAUGAAGAGGAAGAGCUCGACCUGGAGGACGACGAGAACGAGGAGGAGAUGGAGGGCACGAAAAAGGCAACGAAGAAGCAGGGGGAAGAGACCACCCCAGAGCCCGGCGAGAUUCGCCACGAGGCCAAGAGGAUCAAGCUGGAGAAGCUGGGCGAAGAGAAGGACGAAGAGCCCAGCGACCUGUCCACUAAGACUAAACCAGUGGAGAGCUUGCUAAGUGAAGUCAUGAAGAACUCUGUGCUCAACAGCAUACCGACCUACACCGAGGCCUUCAAGGCCGCACUCGCCGAGAGCCAAGAAACCAAGGAGGACAAAAGCAGCGACAAGAGUGUCGGGGGCGACGAUUCGCCCCGCUCGGGGAGUCCCAAGAGCCCCAGGUGUCGGGUAAAGCGUGAGCUUGAAUCCGAGAAAGAUUCCGACAAAGAUGACCCUAAAGACCGACUCUACAAAGAAAUCAGCGCGCUGAAAAGAAACUCUGCUGCUGGUCAGAACUGGACACCUGUUGACCCCGUCAUCUUAAGCCGACUACAGUACCCGCUUUUGUACAACCCUGCAGAGAGCUUAUUUUUUUCCAACUUCCCCCACCGCUUCCCCGCCAGCCGUGAUAGUGUGAACACUGAAGGCCACAACGGCCUCAACCUUAGUCCCACAGUUGCAACCACCAGUAGUGCCUUAAAGAACGACAGUCCGAGUAUCCCAUCCGUGUAUAAGCCCACACUCACCAGCCCACCCAACUUUUCCGCCUCCAACCGCAGGGGGACGUCCAGCGCCAGCAGCAGCCCCACGGGGAGCCUGCUGCUCCCCUCCAACGGUAGCAGCGCCGUCGCGUCCAACAAGAAGGAGAGCCGGCGUAACGACACGUGCGAGUUCUGCGGCAAGGUGUUCAAGAACUGCAGCAACCUGACCGUCCAUCGGAGGUCUCACACGGGAGAGAAGCCUUACAAGUGCAGCCUGUGCAGCUACGCCUGUGCCCAGUCCAGCAAGCUCACGCGCCACAUGAAGACUCACGGCCGCCUCGGGAAGGACGUGUACACUUGCAAAUUCUGCAAUAUGCCGUUCUCCGUGCCCAGCACCCUGGAGAAGCAUAUGAGGAAGUGCGUCGAGAACCGAAACGCCAGGCUCCUUGCUGCUGACACCGGGGACCUGAGCUCAGAGUCGAACGGAGAAGUUAGCCGGCAGUCCGAUUCCACCUCCGGGGUGUAUUGACAGUGUGUGGACUCUGAAGGGAGACUCACUACAGCAUAAUGAUUCUUUCUUUUUUGUUGUUUUACUCACGUGUUAGCAGUUGUUGUUGCUCUGUUUCAAGAAACUUUAUGACACCCUCCGAAAACCUCCCUCCCCCCCCCAACUCCCACACACCCCCUCCUCCCCUCCUGCAGCCUCUUUACAGUACUCACGAAGAGUAUGGUGUGGGGGGGUUGGACCUGAAUCUCUUGUUGA